Molecule: messenger RNA, 399 nt
Organism: Rotaria sp. Silwood1
Lineage: Eukaryota; Metazoa; Rotifera; Eurotatoria; Philodinida; Philodinidae
Source: the annotation of a GenBank genome assembly
AUGGCAUCUAUAAAUUUCGAUGUUUGUUUUGGUCCAUCUUUACUUCAACCAGAAUUUGAAGCAGUUUCAUUUAUUUAUGAUAUUAAAUUUUGUAAUGCUAUUGUAGAAUUAAUUAGUAUACAUUAUGAAAAAAUGUUUAAAUCAAAAUUUGAACAACAAGAUAUUGAUGAAAUGGUUAGUUCAAAUGACAAUGAUCAAUCUGCUGUUGUUUAUUUAAGCAACUCUUUAUCAUCAUUAGCUUCGAUUACAAGACGAGCAUCACCAACAAGUGAUAUGAUUGAAACAACAGCUGAUGGACGUCGAAGAGAUGGUUUAUAUAAUCCUGAUUAUUAUAUAAAUGAAACAAAUAAACAUUUAUUUCCUCCAAUUUCCGAGGAUAAUCUUAGAAAAGAAUGCUAG